Molecule: messenger RNA, 2808 nt
Organism: Athalia rosae (coleseed sawfly)
Lineage: Eukaryota; Metazoa; Arthropoda; Insecta; Hymenoptera; Athaliidae
Exons: 2
Coding region: 1052-2050 (332 amino acids)
Biological process (GO): phospholipid metabolic process; arachidonate secretion
Molecular function (GO): A2-type glycerophospholipase activity
Source: RefSeq, a predicted model, not a curated record
GAAUUUUUCGAAAUAACCAUUCCACUGUUUAUUAUCUGAUAACGAAUAAAAAAAGUCGAUAAUAAAAUAUCGCAGUCGCGAAUUUGUACAAAUUAAAUUUUCACACGUAUAAGAGAACGGAUAACAUAGGACCAGUGUCCGCGCCUAGGCAUCUUACAAUACAUUACUAAUCACGAAAAUUUUACGUACGCGUGAACUUCGCUUCGUAAGCAUUGAUGUUUUAUUAGAAUUUGAAUUUACUUACGUAUCAAUGACUAUGUAUCCUAAAAUGUAACAUGAUAAUAUCACAGUGAAAGUGCAACCACACUGCACACGUGACAUAAUUUAUAACGCGAUUUUUCUCAAGGAAUACGUGACGACAUUUAUGUUGCACGGAAAUGUCAAAUUAUUGAUAAACCGAUUAUCAAUAUGCGCCCGAAUAUAAAAUACGAAUUUUUGUAUUUUUAUUAGAUCCCUAAUUAAUAGCAGCUCUGUUAUGUGUGUAUAGGUAUGUGGUUUUGAGUACGCUAAUGGUUUUAGUAUGAAGCUUUUUUCCUCGUUGUUGUCCACAAAAACAAUGUUAGAAGAUUUUACCGUUCAAGCUCACGCCCUAAUCAUGACGUCGAUCGGUGGUCGGAUUUCCGCCAGGAAAACAUGGUUGAAUCGUUAUCUGUGUAUAGACCACCAUAAUGCUAAUGGGAGACAAAAAUAUAGAUAUAAUUUGAUCUAGACAUUCAGUAGCCGUUGCAGAGCACAUGUCAGUCAUCGUCAAAGCGGCCGUAAAAGCUGUCUGUUUUAAUUUAGUCAAAUCUUAAUUCGGCUGAUAUCAAAAGAUUUAUUUAUCGCGCAGUCCUCUGCACCAUCAAACGGUGAUUCGGCUCGCUGAUUCGAAAGUACAAAAUCAUAUAAGUUGCUAGUGUUAAAUAAUUCCUAUUCUCAUCAAUUAAAUCACACCUACAACAAUUAUUCUGAAAUUUCGAAGAUCAUCCUUCGUCACAAGAAUACGUAAAUAAAGUCAUCACAAGAACUUUUAACAUAAUUUUAUAGUGAUUAUCGAUCUCGAAACAAAACGAUGAAGAUCAUACUAAUAUUAGUUCUGUUUGUGUAUUUCACUCAUGGAGAUCAAAGUCUAUCAGCCGAUGAGCACUGCAAACCCGAAAAUCGUGAUUUGAAGUGUCAAUGCAAAAAAAAUGGGAACCUAGAUAUGUUGUACAAUGGAGGUGAUACAAUAUCGUCGCUCUUCAUUUCCGACUGUGAUUCCACAAGUAUCCCGGAAUUUAUGGGAUUAGCACUGCAUCAAAACCUUAAAGCGAUUACAAUCCACAACAUUAAAGAAUCUCUGACCUUCAAUCCAAUUCUACACAACAACGAAAUAACGGCACUUGAAUUUGUAAAUAUCGGACACAUACCAGUUAUCCAGAAUUAUGGCGGACUCGAGGGUUUGAAGAGUUUUCGAGCUGAAAACGUGAGUAUCGGGGAAUUUAAGGAACAAUUAACAUUCGAAGCCAUGGAAUCUUUUACUUUGAUAAACGUAGAGAUCAAGUAUUUGGAAAAUCUCGAAAUCAUGAAUAAGACUGCAAAAAAUCUCAGAAUUCUUAAUUGCAACUUGAUAGUAAAACAAGGGAAUUUGAGAUUUGAAUCUUUUGAAAACAUCGAGAUUGAAAAUACAAAAUUUGAAUUUCGGAUCCCGGGCGAAAUUGCUCUGAAAGGCAAAUCGAUCACACUUUUAAACAACAUUUUUUUUAACGCUACCGUGAACAUAACGGGCGAUAAGAAAAUCGAGGUAAACGAUACAUGCGCAGACGGCAAAAGCUUACUGCGGUUCAAUUCUAACAAUAAAAUUGACAUAAUAAGCUUCAACAAUAAGCUACCGGGCAAUAUUAGCUACAAUCUCUCACCGCUCUGGAAAGCAGACAAGCUAUCAAAUAAUACGAUAUGCAAAGGUGCACACUGCAACUGCCAACGCAACAAUGCUAGAUGUAUUCGCCAACGAUUGACGGUGGUCUCAUAUUUUUUCAUCAUGUUAAUCUGUGUAGUAAAAAUCGAAGAGUGGUUCCAUCUGAAUUUAUAAUAUAUUAUAGUGUGGUAUGUAGACUAAGUACCGCAAGAUUCCAUUGUUGCUACAUGGAAUGAAUUUUCUUUCAAUGUGCAAUAUGGCGUAACAAUCAAAACCAUGUACGAUAAGAAUCAAUUACUUGUCCUCAUCUACAAGCUGCCUAUAUUGGAUAACGGAUGCGAUUUAAAACCCAGAUGUAAAUUCAGAUGUGUGCAACAAUGGAGUUACGUUCGUACGUAAGUAGAUACGUUCAACUAUUUAUUCCUAAUUCGCCUACCGAAAAUAAGAUAGAUAUGAAUACAACGAUUAUUGUCGCCAUUUUUAAACAUUAAUGUUAUCCAAUUUUAAGAUGUAUUUUUUAUUUUACACCUAACGAUAUAUAUAUAUAUAUGCAUACUUACCUGUAACUACUUUAUUCUUAUUACUAUUAUACUGGUUAUUUAUUGCUCAAUUUGUUAGUAUGCAAGCAAGUAUGUAGUGAUUCGUAACACUUUACGUUCUUCACACUAUUAAUUUUAUCUUUUCAAUAAAAUUAUAAAUCCGUAUCUUAUUUAUGUCCUAUUAAAAGAUGAGAUCUGAUUUUUGAAGGAACUCAAGAAGCCGAGAAUUUCUGCUCUUCUCAGUGUAUCUGAGAAUUCACAUUUACGUUCGCUCAUCGUCAAGUUAUAAGCUACUUGUUAUUUUUUCUCAGAUAACACUAUACAUACAAAAUACAUAUAUGAGUUUUCUAGGGUCGAGGAACAUUUAUGUUGAAAUAUAAUUAUUCAUACUUA